This is a messenger RNA of Spodoptera litura, 1459 nucleotides long. RefSeq lists its product as uncharacterized. The record is from RefSeq and is a predicted model, not a curated record. NCBI's taxonomy places the organism in Eukaryota, Metazoa, Arthropoda, Insecta, Lepidoptera, Noctuidae.
AGCCAGCUGUGAUCUGUCUGCCAGUUGCCUUGACUGCCACAUUUCGAUUUUCGUGGAACGCGCCGUUUUGUUUAUGUUCUACAGUUAAUGCAUUUUGUAUAGUAAACUGUUAAAAGUUUGGAUUACUUGAAUUAGCUGGAUACUUGUUUCUAAUGAAAAUAAUUAUAUAUGAAUUAUGCAAGUCGAGUCAUUGAUUUUAAGCUAAAAUGAUGGACGCAUCUAGUGAGCUGCCAAACAAAAUGGCACAUUUAGAUAUAAUGGAGAUCGACGAACCCUCUCCUGAAGUCGCAGAAAAUAAACCUCAAGUGUCUGAGUUGCCAUCCAGAAUUUUACGAAAAAGGAAGUCUAUAACACCCGAAUCAAGUAAAUCAUCGAAUCGUAGAGUUAGUAUGAAGCCAAGUAAACGUAUUAUGACUGAAAAUGCAAACCCAAAGCAAAUUGAAGCUUUGUAUCUGAACAAAAAAGUUAAGUCAUUAUCACAGACUUUAGAAACUAUUUACGAGGAACCAAAGGCUCAGAAUAGUGAGACUGAAGUACUUAUUGGUGGGAGGAAAGUGAAAAGACUGUUAACAUUCCAAUUAGGUAAUCAAUACACUAAAGAAAAGAUAAAGAAGCGUAGAGCUAAAAUAAAGAAACUUUUGGGAAACAAAUCCUUCUUGAAUAGAAAAAAGAUACCAAUGCAAGUGUUUCUUAAAACUAUUGAGUGUUUGGAAUUGGAUGAAGUAGUGAAAACAGAAGCUUCUUUGCCACUUAAAGAAAAAGUGUAAUGAUUUCUAAAAGACUUAUGGUACCUUACCCUAUGGUAUUAUUCUACAUGUGUAUCAGUGUUCGUACAAAAUAAACUUCAGCUGUUAGUAAUGGCAGACUUUUUAUUUGCUGUUAUUAUGCUAAAAUUCAAACAUUGAGAUUCAAGAAAACAUUUGUAAAACAUGUUUAUUGGAAUACUUAUUAGUAACUAAUGGAAUGAUAAAGAUUAACAUUCUCAAUAAAUAAUAAUAUUACUGAAAUGUGAAACAGGACAAAACAUUCAAGUUUUUACUAAACAUUCUGUAGAAGAUUUGGGACAGUUGUCAUAUUCUUUUAUAAGUCCUACAGAAUCGCCAUCUACUUCAUUAAAGCAGAUGCAGCGAGGGUUUUCUACGCCAGGAGUGAAGAGUUGCCGAGGAACUCCUAUCCAGCCCCUUUUAACACCACCACUGGAAAACAAACAAUUUAAAUCUGUAUUAUAUUGAAAGUUGUUUCUACAUUUGUCUCUGUCACAGUACCCAUUUAUACUAUUAAAACAGCCGUAGCACACAGCUUGUAUUAUAUUACUAUGUAUGUAAAAAGAUUUUAAACCUAAUUGCUACAUACAAGUACAUAAAUCUCUAGGGUUCUGUAAUCAUAGAAAGUGAGAAUAUGUCCUCUGUAUCAAUAGAUCUGUUAACAAAUCUUUGCAAUAAAUGAAUGUAUUAGAAUG